Coccomyxa subellipsoidea C-169 is the source of this 1066-nucleotide messenger RNA. RefSeq names its product hydroxyacylglutathione hydrolase. The transcript has 8 exons. The record is from RefSeq and is a predicted model, not a curated record. Bases 80 to 1066 code for a protein of 328 amino acids. NCBI's taxonomy places the organism in Eukaryota, Viridiplantae, Chlorophyta, Trebouxiophyceae, Coccomyxaceae. Gene Ontology annotation, molecular function: hydroxyacylglutathione hydrolase activity.
GGGGAAUCUCAAGCGGUCGGGAAGAUUAUGCUCGCUGAAUAGUGUCUCUGAGCGCCAGAUCGGGAGUGCUUUUGAGAGCAUGAUCUCCUCCAGAAGUCUUGCUGCCAACGCUUUACGCUUGUGUCCUUCGCCUCAAAGUUACGCACAGAGGGCUUGUUUCAGCACCAUAAGAUCUGCUCCUCAUCUAGCAAUUCGACUCUUAGAUACCGCAGUCCCAAGGCCGAUCCGUUCUGGACCAAGAACUCUGACGACAAUGUCCCUCACUGCUGCACAAAAGCACAGUAUGACAGAGUUACCAAACCUGUCGGUGCAACGAGUUCCCUGCCUCUCGGACAACUAUGUGUGGGUGCUCCACGAGUCAGGGUCGGGGAAAACCGCAGUCGUUGAUCCAUCUGAGGCAGCGCCUGUGAUAAAAGCCUUGGACAGCCGGGGCCUGAAGGCAGACUAUAUUCUCAACACACACCACCAUUUUGACCACACGGGCGGCAACCUGGAAAUGAAGCAGCAUUAUGGGGCCACCAUAGUUGGCCCUGCUGCAGACGAGGCCCGCAUCCCUGGCAUUGACAUCAGCCUCAAGGACGGGGACACCUGGGACUUUGGACAGCUCCAGAUGAGGGUCUUUGACACUCCUGGGCACACCAGAGGCCACAUCACCCUCUACUUUCCCCAAGCCGAGGCCCUCUUCCCAGGUGACACUCUUUUUGCGCUGGGGUGCGGGCGCUUAUUUGAGGGCACUCCCCAGCAGAUGUGGACGUCCCUUUCAAAGUUGACUCCCUUGCCAGGCAACACAAAGGUUUUUUGUGCGCAUGAGUACACACAGAGCAAUGCCAAGUUUGCAGUGGCAAUAGACCAGGGCAACAAAAAGCUGCAGGAGCGGAAAAGAUUGAUUGACGAGCAGCGCAGCCAGGGGAUAGCAACGGUCCCGAGUUUGUUGUCUGAGGAGCUGGACACGAAUCCAUUCCUGCGUCCACAUGACAGCGGAAUCAGAGCUGCACUUGGCGUUGCGCCAGAUGCUCCGGAUGUAGAGGCAUUUGCAGCAAUCCGCAAGGCCAAGGACAACUUUUGA